Molecule: messenger RNA, 3513 nt
Organism: Alosa sapidissima (American shad)
Lineage: Eukaryota; Metazoa; Chordata; Actinopteri; Clupeiformes; Clupeidae
Gene: sltm
Product: SAFB-like, transcription modulator
Exons: 20
Coding region: 34-3051 (1005 amino acids)
Biological process (GO): regulation of mRNA processing; regulation of transcription by RNA polymerase II
Cellular component (GO): nucleus
Molecular function (GO): sequence-specific DNA binding; RNA binding
Source: RefSeq, a predicted model, not a curated record
GUUUGCAUUCUCCAUUGUGCUUGCGAAGCUGUGAUGCUCGCUGUCGCGGCGGUAGCGAUAGCUAAAAUGGCGUCGGGUGCCAUUUCAGUCGAGUCGAAGAAAAUUGUGGAUUUGCGUGUUAUUGAUCUAAAAACAGAGCUCAAGCGCAGGAAUUUAGAUGUCACUGGCGUGAAAAAUGUUCUUAUCGCCAGAUUGAAGCAGGCAAUUGAGGAUGAAGGGGGCGAUCCCGACAAUAUUGAAAUCCCCAUCUCAGUUGAUACCCCAACCCGCAAGGGUGCAAAAACCAAAGGAAAGAAAGUAGACUCGGACACAGACAACCCUACAGAGGAGGAAUCCUUCUGCAAGGAGACAGAAGAGGAAGAGUCUGAGAAAGAUGUUACUGAUACCGAUGACGGUACUCGUGACAAUUCUAAAGCGCUACUCAGCGAAGACGGCCUCCCAGAGGCCGAUAACGCAGAGGAGAUGGAAAGCGAAGCCCCCGCCGACGGUGGCCCUCAAGAGGCCGAGCCGGAGGCCGAGGCAGAACCCGAGCUGCAGGCUGAGUGUGAGCCCGAGCCCGACGCAGAGGACGAUAACAUAUCCGUCACUAUCCAGGCCGAAGAUGCCAUCACCCUGGAUGUGGAUGGGGACGACCUCCUGGAAACAGGUAAACAUGUGAAACUUCCAGAUACGGAGGCCGAGAAGGGCACGGACGAGCCGGAGCCCUCUAGCCAGACGAGCCCUGAGGAUGAGGCCAAGGCCGAGGCCAAGGACGGCCACAAGGAUGGCAAGAAGGAGGACGGCCUCAAGCAAGACGCCGGCAAGAAGGAGAGCAGAGAGGCCUCGAAGAAAGCCGAAACUGGAGACAAAGAGAAGGAUUCUGGGAAGAAAGGCCCCUCAUCUACUGGGGCGGCAGGUCAAGUUAAGAGCUCCUCCAAGGACAAGGAUGGGAAGGCAACAAAAGAUGACAAAGGUGGAGCCAGUGGUGGUGGAGCAGGUAGCUCUACUCGCAACCUGUGGGUGAGCGGUCUGUCCUCCAACACUAAAGCAGCCGACCUCAAAAACCUCUUUGGCAAAUAUGGCAAGGUAUUUAGUGCUAAGGUGGUGACCAAUGCCCGCAGUCCUGGCUCCAAGUGUUAUGGUCUGGUCACCAUGUCGUCUAGCGCUGAGGUGACCAGGUGCAUCUCUCACCUGGAUCGCACUGAGCUGCACGGGCAGCAGAUCUCUGUGGAGAGGGUGAAGAGUGAUCCGUUCAAGAAGGAGUCCUUCAAGAAAGAGGGCGAAGACAAGAACAGCUCUGGGAAAACCUCCGGAGACAAGCGCACUCCCACCAGCACCAAGACCACCAGCAAGACCCAGACUUCUGCCAAGAAAGACGAGAAGAAGUCUGACAAGCCGUCUGAGAAGGACGGAAAGGACGUCUCCAAGAAGCAGGACUCCAAGAGUGGCAAAUCGGACGCCCCCUCCUCCAGCUCCACAGCAGACGCCUCCAAGAAGGACGACAAGAAGAAGCACGGUAAAGAUGGAGACAAGAGCCCAAGUAAGCUGCUGGUGAUUGACCAGGCCAAAGGAGAGAACUUCAACAUGAGGCCGCCCAUGAGACGUGGACGCUUCGAGAAGCCUGGCUUCCCCAACAUGGCCGGCCGUCGGCCCAGAUGGUUCAUCCCCCCCGAGCAGAUGGAUCUGAUGAAGCACAAGGGGCGCGUGUUCCCGGGGAAGGUGGGCAGUAAGGACAUCCUGCCCUUUGAUAAGAUGAAGGAGCAGAAGAUGAGGGAGAGGCUCGUCCGGCUCGAGCGCUUCCACCGGGCCAUGGAGCUGCGCAGGCGGCGUGAGAUGGCGGAGCGUGAGCGUCGGGAGCGUGAGCGCGUGCGUCUGCUGCGUGAGCGCGAGGAGCGGGAGAACCUGAUGAGGGAGCGGCAGCGCCUGGAGGUGGAGCGGCAGAAACUGGAGCGCGAGCGCAUGGAGAGGGAGCGCCUCGAGAGGGAGCGCAUCCGCAUCGAACAGGAGCGGCGCAAGGAGGCGGAGCGUCUGGCCCGUGAGCGGGAGGAGUUGAGGAGACAGCAGGAGCAGCUGCGUUAUGAGCAGGAGAAGAGAAACAACCUGAAGAGGAGCAGAGAUGUGGACAACAGGAGGGAUGACCCGUACUGGAACGGCAGUAAGAAGGUUCCCCCAGAGCCGGAAGGGCGGAUGAAUCAGGGUUCCGACUACAACCGCCAGCAGAACCGCUUCAACGAUUUCACACCGCGUGACCGCAAUCGCUACCCAGAAUCCUCUGCUUCCCAGGCCAACACCUUUGACAGACGCGGGCGCUUUGACAGCGACUCUGACGCCAAGAAGAGUCGCCCUGCGCAACGGCGUGAGGGCUCUGGGUUCGACCGCUACCCUAAGACCUUUGACCCCGUGAGGCGUCAGGAGCCGCCACCCCCUCCUCCCCAGCGUGCCGAGAUGCGGGAUGGCGAUCGCCGCGGCGACCAGCGACGCACCGUCACACUCCCUGACCGGCCGGCCCCGGGUCGGGCACCGCCCCCGCCCAACCUGUCCCACACCCGUUCCCCACGAGAGCCAUCGCACGCGCACGCGCACACGCACACGCACACACACUCCAGCUGGAAGAGCGACGGAGGAAUGAGCUCCAACAAGGGAGACCUGCGUGGAGCGGUGCGGAUGCGUCCAGAGCGCUCAGACAGAGAUGGUCCCAGCGGCCCGCCCAUCAGAGGAGCCUCCUCAGCCACCAGAGGCAGGAGUAGCUUCAGCAGCAGAGACUCCAGCGCACCCAUGGUGAUGGGAGACCAGCACUUUGGUGGCAGUCGGCAGGUGGUGGUUGAGCGUCAUGGACGAGAGCCCGGCCCCAGGAAGGAGUGGGGUGGAGCCUCUCACGGCGGAGGUCACUCCUCCAGCUUCAGCGACGGCCGCAGGAUGGCCGACACACACACAAGGCCCGGCAUGAUGGCCCCUCAUUCCAGUCAUUCCUCCAGUGGCAUGAAUCGGAUUGUGCAGAUCACCAACUCUUCCCUGUCCCCUGGUAACGUUGGCGGCUUCAAGUCCUUCAAAGGAGCACCCCGCCGGUUCUAGAAGUUUCUACCGACCCCAACGUUGAACUUCACCUGUUCCACAAAAACAGAUCCUUUUUUACAAACUGAAGAACCUUUUACUUUUUUCCUUAAAGAUGGGUAUUUUGAUGUUUUUACAGUUGGAUUUUGGGCAGUAGGUUCCUGUACAGACUUGCUUGUUUUUUUUUUGUUUUGUUUGUUUUUUAAAAAAAAAAAGAUAACUGUAGAGGCAAGAUGCCUUGUAAGUAGAGAACUCCCAUCUAUUCUGCUGUGAUGUGAUGUCAACUCCAGUGCACUUUCCUUACCCCCCCCACCCCGGGAUGAAGUCUGUACAGUUCUAGUUCCCUAACGGACAUGUGUGUGGUUGCCAACUUAUCCCUGUGUGUGUGUGUGUGUGUGUUCCUACCCUCGUUCUGCUGAGCUGUCUCCAUGCGCUGCUUUUUGGACACACUUGGGAGUUGAAAAUAAACUAUUGAAAUUGUAA